GAGAGAGAGAUUUUAUGGUGGGGCAAAAAAAUAAAAAGAACCUCAGCAGACAUAAAAAACUUUUGGAUCCAUACAAUCCAUAUAAAUUACGAAAAAAAAAUUAUCUAUAUACUUUAAAAACAUACUGAAUAAUAAACGAUAGUUUAUUAACAAUUAUCUUUAUAAACAAAUAAAUUCAGUUGAUAUAUUUUGAUUAUUUGUAUACAAGCGUCUUUGAUAGAAUCGUCGUCAUCCAUAAUCAUCAUUAUUCAGCGAUAAAAAAAAAAAAUAUACAAGGAAACAAAAAAAAAAAAUAAAAAAAAAUGAAUCACACACAUCAUGGCUACGUUUGUGAGCUUAAAUAGUGUUAAACAUUGUUUUUGUUGGUAAAUUUUGUUUUUUUUUUUUUUUUUCUAGGGUGACCCCCACCCAUAUUUACAGCUGAUGUGAUAACCCAGACGCAUGUCACAGUUCCAUAGUGUCCAACAAAGAUCCAUUGUACAAGUGUAGAUCAAAAAAAAAAUUAUUAUAAAUAAGUGAAUGGAUCACAUACUUUUUUUAAUUUCCAUGUGUAUUUAUUAUCAUUUAUUUAUUUUUUAUUGUGCAAGUGUCUGAGUGACUGAUAAAACAUCAGUAAGUGACAGUUUUUUUUUUUUGUUUUUUUUUUGUUUUUAUUUAACUUUUUUUUUUUUUAAUCGUUAAUUAUUUUGAUGAUAUAUUUAAACAUUUCAUCUUUCAAGCUAUUGAUGUAAUUUAGUCAACUUUCACUGUGUGUGUUGUCAUUAAAAAAUCGAUUGUUAUCAUUGCUUUUUAAUUGGUUGAAAAGUCGGUGUAUGAGUAUCAGCUGAUUGACAUAAAAACGACAAAUAAAAAAAGAGUGAAUACAGUAAAAGUUUAUAUAAACAAAAAUAAAUAUAAUUAUCAAUUUUUAAAUAGUGUUUAUUUAAUAAUAAUUAAAUUAAAGUGAAAAAUAAAAGAUAAAAAAAAAAGUAUUUGAUAUUUUAAAGUUAAACGUGGUAUGGUAUACCUGACAGGUUCUUGGGGUAUGGGAGAGACUGGUCCACAAUGUCUCAGUACCAACACGUCCCCAGUCUCUUCAACCUCAACAACAACAUCAACAACUUCAUCUGCUAUUGCAGGAUUUCGUCAGGAACACGACGAAGAAGUUGCACUUCAUCCACUCAAUAAUCAGGUUGGAGGACAUACACGUUUGUUACUUCUCAAUCAAAAUACAAUAUGCAAACCAUUAAAUCGAAGGGAGCUUGAUUUUUAUCGAAACAUUCCUCAAGAUAUACACAUGUUUGUUCCACAAUUUAAGGGUGUUAUUCAGGCCUCCAGUAGUUGUGGUGAAGUUGAGAAACGUUACAGUCCAAGUUUCAGAGAUCCAGAUCAGUCAACAAAAUCAUCUGUUGGCAAAGCAUCAUCAAAACGUAAACGUGAUGAUGUGCUUAGAAUGAAGAUACAUAGAAAAAAUAGUACAAUUGAUGUACUUAAACCAGGAACACAUUUGGAUAAUGGAACGUCUAAACAAUAUUUUUUGUUAUUGGAAAAUAUAACAUCACAAUAUACACAUCCUUGUAUUUUGGAUUUAAAAAUGGGUACAAGACAACACGGUGAUGAUGCAUCAGCUGAAAAAAGAAGUAAACAAAUUGCAAAAUGUGCAGCAAGUACAUCUGCAUCACUGGGAGUUAGAUUAUGCGGAAUGCAGGUUUAUCAAUCAGAUACUGAUCAUUAUGCUAAGCGAGAUAAAUAUUGGGGAAGAGAAUUAAAUGAAGAAGGAUUUAAGGGUGCAUUAUAUCGUUUUUUUCAUAAUGGUUAUUGUCUUCGAACUCUUGUUAUACAACGUGUUAUUGCCCGAUUAGAAUUAUUACGUCGGGCAAUUGAAAGACAAAGCAGCUAUCGUUUUUAUUCGUGUUCAUUAUUAAUUGUUUAUGAAGGAUAUCAAAUAAAUGAUUUUACAAAUCGUUCAAGAUCACCAUUAACAACACUUGGUCUUGAAGAAGAAUCAAAUGAAUCAUCAAGUUUUAUUGAAAAUCUUGCACAAGAUUCAGAUGGUUAUUUAGAUGGUUCACAAAGUAAUGCAUCAAAUGAUUAUCAUUUAUGUAAUGAUGAAGUUAGUCAAUCAGCACUUCAUCGUGCAUUUGGUGAAGCAGCAGCACGUGGUGCUAAAAAUACAACUGGUUUUUAUCCAAUAAAUGAAGAAACAGUAUUUAUGGAUCCACCAAGUGAUUUAUUAAAUGCAACUGUUGUACCAAGUCAAGCAUAUGAUAAUUGGAUUGGUUCAACAUUUAAUGGUACUAGUAGUAAUAGUAAUAACAGUAAUAAUAGUAAUAAUAGUAAUCAUAAUAAUAAUAAUACAAAUAAAAAUACAAAUAUUAGUGAUGUUAGUGAUUCAAGUAGUAGUAGUAAUAGUAGUGGAAGUGGUGAUGAAUAUUGUUGUGUUGGACAACAUACAAUAACAAAUUCUGAUGAUAUUAGUUCGGAUCUUGAUAUUGGUGGUAAAUGUACAUUAAAACGUACACGUUCACGUCACAGAUUAAGAUUAUAUGAUAAUGAAGAUCAUAAAGAAGAUUUAAAAUGUUCAACAAAACGUUUAAGAGUUAAAAAUGAUACAGAAAUUGAUUCACAAGAUGAUGCACUUGUUGAUGUUAGAAUGAUUGAUUUUGCUCAUACAACAUUUGGUCAUAAUAUAACACCAAAUCCAUUAUUACCAUGUCAUUCAAAUUCUACAAUACAUCAAGGACCUGAUUGUGGUUUUUUAACUGGACUUGAUAGUUUAAAAAGACUAUUACUUGAAAUUCUUGCUGAAGGAUAAGUCAUUUUAUUAUUGAUUUUGUUUUUUUUUUAAAUAAUAAAAUGAUAAUUUUAAUCAUCAAAUUUAUUAUGUGAAUGAAAAAAUAAUAUCAUUUGAAGAAGAAAAAAUUAAUAGGAAAUAAUAUAAAUAGAAAUUAACAACAACAUAUCUAUUGAUUGAUUAUUUUGUGUGAUUGAUCUUUCGGCAAAUGAUAGUGUCAAUGGCAAGUAUAGAGGCUGCUUGGCGGCAGCAUCGAUUCAUCAAAUUUAUUGGCUUUUUGCCAUGUUCCACGUGCCAAUGUGGCCAUGAAGCGUAUUAAAAGAUUUUAUAAAAUAUAAUCUUUUAUUGUCGCAUACUAAAAAAACAAUGAACAAAAUGGAAAUUUAUUUAUAUUUUUUUCUCCAUUUUUAAUGUGUUCAUUAACAUCAUAAUUUUACAAUCACAUUAUUAUUGAUAUUAAUAUUAUUUUUUUUUAUUAUUUUUUUUUUUUUUUGCAUAAUUAUAUUUUAUUAAACAAACUUUUGUUAAUAAUAUUUUCAAAAUUAUUAUCGAAUUAAUAUUGUUAUAAAAAAAAAAAUUUGUAGAUUAAAUUUUAAUCCAAUCUUUGAUAGUAAAAAAAAAAUCAAAAACAACAAUUAAUAAUAAUUUAAUGGAAGGGAAAAAAAAAACAAUUUAAUUAUGUAAUUAAAAUUUUAAAAUAUAUAUUAAAGUAUUGACUCAUUGUAACGUAUUAAAGAUCACAUAUAUGUUCAAAUAUAAAACAGCAUUAUUGUUAGAUACAAAAAUGGCUUUAUAUUACAAAGAAAAAAAAAAAAAAAGCAUUGCCUAGUAUAAAAUAAUAGAAAUGUUUCUGAUUUAAGUUUAAUUGAAAAAAAAAAAAAACAAAUGUAUAUAGUGUAAAAAAGAAAAAAAUUAAAAAAACAAAAAAGAAAAGAAUACUAAUGAAAGAUAAUCAAUCGUUUAAGUGAUAAAAUGUAUAAAAGAAAAAUAGAUUUAAUUUUUAUUUACUAGAAUAUAUAUAUUUAAAAAAUAUAUGAAUGUAUCAUAAAAUUUAAAUACAAAGAAAAAAAGAGAUGAUAAACAAAGAGCUAUAAUUUGCGGACAAAGUGCAACAAAAAAAUAAAGUUUUUAAAAGAAUGAAUGAAAGAAAGAAAAUAAAAAAAGAUUGUAACGAAUGCUUGAAAUAGAAUUAUAAGUAAUACAAAAAUUUAAGUAUGUAAAAUUAAUAAUAGUUAUAAUAAUAAUAUUAGAAUAAUUAUAAUAAAAUAAACAAAGAAAAGAAAGCAUUUGAGGUCAUAGAACCACAGCCAAAUGUAUAUUUGUUGAAGGCGAUAAAUGUGCAAACGCACACAUGCUUUUUACUGCAUGUAUUAUAAAUGUUAAAUUUAAAGAAAAAGAAAAAAAAAAAAAUUACAAAUAUUAUUAUUAUAUUUGCUUUGUUUUUAUUAUUAAAAAAAAUGUGUUCGAAUUGUGAAUUGUUGUAUUAAAUAACAACAAGCACUAAUUUGUUGCCUAAAAAAAUAUAUUUGUUAAUGAGUCAAAAAAAAAAAAUAGAAUAAUACAAACAUACAAUAAUUGGAUACGUAAAUAUAAGAGAAGAAAAAAAAUAAAAAUCAUUAAAAAGAUCCAAUGCUAAAUGAUUGAGAUGAAUGAGAGAAAAAACAAUUUGUAAAUGUGUAAGAAAUGUAUAAUGUAAUCUAAUGUUCAAUACAAUAAAUAUCUUUGUCCGUUAAAUAAGGGAGUGACUUAUAUUUAUUUUUGUAAUAUAU
Messenger RNA from Aphidius gifuensis, 4542 nucleotides. RefSeq lists its product as uncharacterized. Gene Ontology annotation, molecular function: inositol hexakisphosphate kinase activity. The transcript is spliced from 7 exons. Bases 998 to 2794 code for a protein of 598 amino acids. Gene Ontology annotation, biological process: phosphatidylinositol phosphate biosynthetic process; inositol phosphate biosynthetic process. NCBI's taxonomy places the organism in Eukaryota, Metazoa, Arthropoda, Insecta, Hymenoptera, Braconidae. Gene Ontology annotation, cellular component: nucleus; cytoplasm. The record is from RefSeq and is a predicted model, not a curated record.